AUGCCAGACUCACAUACCUCCUCCUCCUCCUCCUCCACCCCUCCCCAGACCUCGUCCAAGACACGCCUCUCCCAGAUCUCCUCCCACAUCGAACCCAUGGCUGCCACCGCUUUCGACGCGAAUGUCGUCCCCCAGGCGCCCGAAGACCCGCUCUUCGGCCUCAUGGCUGCCUUCCGUCGCGACGAGGACCCCAACAAGGUCGACCUGGGCAUUGGCGCUUACCGCGACGACAAUGCAAAGCCCUGGAUUCUGCCCGUCGUCAAGAAGGCCGACGACAGACUGCGCGACGACCCCGACCUCAACCACGAGUACCUCCCCAUCGCCGGUCUUGCCGAGUUCACAACCGCCUCCCAGAAGCUCGUGCUCGGUGGUGACAGCCCCGCCAUCAAGGAGAAGCGGGUCACCAGCUUGCAGACCAUCUCUGGCACCGGCGCCGUCCACUUGGGCGCCCUCUUCCUCGCCAAGUUCUACAAGACCCAGAGCCAGCGGACCGCCUACUUCUCCGACCCGACAUGGGCCAACCACUUCCAGAUCUUCUCCAACGUCGGCCUCGAAUACAAGACAUACCCCUACUUCUCCAAGAAGACCAAGGGCCUCGACUUCGAUGGCAUGAUCAGUGCCCUGCAAGAUGCGGCAGAGGGCAGCAUCAUCGUACUGCACGCGUGUGCUCACAACCCCACCGGCGUCGACGCUACACAGGAGCAGUGGAAGAAGAUUGCCGAGGUGAUCAAGUCAAAGAAGCACUUCCCUUUCUUCGACACCGCAUACCAGGGCUUUGCUUCCGGUGACCUUGCAACUGACGGCUGGGCGAUCCGCUACUUUGUCGAGCAGGGCUUCGAGCUCUGCAUUGCCCAGUCCUACGCAAAGAACUUUGGUCUGUACGGCGAGCGAGCAGGCUGCUUCCACUUCGUCACCUCGCCCUCAUCCGAUGCCGAGUCCACCAUCAAGCGCAUCGCCUCACAGCUCGCCAUCCUCCAGCGCUCCGAGAUCUCAAAUCCUCCUGCCUACGGUGCCCGCAUCGCCUCGACCGUCCUCAACGACCCCCAGCUCUUCGCUGAAUGGGAAGACAACCUCCGCACAAUGUCUGGUCGUAUAAAGGAGAUGCGCAAGGCGCUUCGUAGCAAGCUCGAGGACAUGGGCACACCCGGCACAUGGAACCACAUCACAGAGCAGAUCGGCAUGUUCAGCUUCACCGGCUUGACAGAGCAGCAGGUUCUGAAAAUCCGGGAAGACUCCCAUGUGUACAUGACCAAGAACGGUCGUAUCUCCAUGGCUGGCCUGAACACACACAACGUCGACUACUUUGCGAAGGCUGUCGACAAGGUUGUGAGGGAGACCCAGUAG
Molecule: messenger RNA, 1344 nt
Organism: Alternaria conjuncta
Lineage: Eukaryota; Fungi; Ascomycota; Dothideomycetes; Pleosporales; Pleosporaceae
Exons: 3
Coding region: 1-1344 (447 amino acids)
Biological process (GO): L-aspartate biosynthetic process
Cellular component (GO): cytosol
Molecular function (GO): L-aspartate:2-oxoglutarate transaminase activity; pyridoxal phosphate binding
Source: RefSeq, a predicted model, not a curated record